GCAUUCCGCCGCGGGUCAGCGCAUGCGCCGUCGCCUCCCGCCAGUCUACCAGCCUUCGAGUCCAACGACCGAAUGGGAAGAACGCGCCUGCGCCAGAGCACCGCUCGGGUUCUCCGCUCAGCAGAAAGCAGUUCUCGGCAGGUGCACCUGCUGGCAUCAGUCGUCCAGGACUGAUUCUUCCUUCGAGUCUGAUUGAAGAAUCCCUACUAUUCACACAUCCUACAACGAGAAACGGCUGCGAGACAGAGUCAGCGUAACCGGGGCGACGUUUAGGAGCGGCCCCCCGCGCGCCCUCCCAGGCAGUUCAAAUUAAGGAUAACCCAGAUCCUGCUUCUCUCUGAAAGUGGCAUCUGAUCGUGCAGGAGCUCCGCCAUGCAGCCGCCGCCGCAGGCGGUCCCGCCCAGCGUGGUGGGGCCGCCUCCCGCGGGGAGCCCUCCAAGCAUGUUCUGGUCCGGCAGUUCAUACAGGAGACAGGCGGCGGCGGCGAGUGCACCGGGGGCUGCGGUAACUGGCCCCCUGCAGCCGGUAACGGACCCAUUUGCUUUCAGUAGACAGGCGCUUCAGAGCACCUCACUGGGCAGUUCGUCCAAAAGCAGCCCUCCCGUGCUGCUGGGCUCGGCCCCACCAGCGUUUCUUCAGCACCCGGGACUGCCUGUGCCUCACACGAAUGCUGGGGACAGCUCCCAAGGACUCCCCGCGCCUCUGCCCAGACCUCUGUCGCAGCCCCGGCCAGCGGCAAGCCUGUUUUCCAGUGUGUGGACCCCUUCGGCACCUGCUGGGCCCGAGCUGAACAGGAGCGCCCAGGCCACUUCCGGCUCUGAACACGAAACCCAGGCUCAGUACAUUCCAGGAGGGGGUUCCAGCACUUCUCAUGGCGGCCCCCCACAUGGGCACCUGCCUGGGCCUGACAGGCCCCCGAGUGGACAGAACCCUCACGAUGGCGCUGCAGCACCCACCGCAUCCCCUUUCUUCUCGCAGCCGCGUCCGCAGAUGCCAGGGCAGUGGGGGCCGGCCCAGGGCGGCCCGCAGCCCUCUGGGCAUUAUUGGCCCCGCCCAGAAGGCCCUGUUGCCAAUGCGGCACCGCAGGCCUCCGGCGUCUCCCGCAUCCCCGCUCUGUCCAGCCCGCCUCAGGGGCCUGCCCACGAGCAGCACCAGCCUCCUGCCCCAGGACCUUCGGUCGACGGGAAAGACGGGGCAGCCUCCCUGCAAAGUGGAAACCACUCAGCGAGUCCCUUUGAUCUCGAGAACACGUUCAGGCAGAGCGUCCGAGGGGGGAGUGCCGGGGUCGGCCAGGAGGUCAGGCCGAGUCCCGCAGUUAGUCAAGAGCAGGGGCCAAACCCUGCUCUCGGGAACCCCUCCGCUCAGGGCAGCAGCCUGGAAAGCCAUUUGCAUUGCCCUCUGGGGGCCGCCAGCCGCGCCCUGCCAGAAGCAGACUCGGGCACGCUCUCCCUGUUCUUCCGAGGCGGAGAGAUGGAGAAUGAGGAGACCAUUUCCUCCGAAAACACAGGCUCCACUGCUCAGUCUUACUUUGACGGUUUCUCCCCCAGCCCUGUUCUGGGCCCUCCUCCGGCACACGCGGGCGCAGGCGGCGCCUACCAGGCCUUUCUCAGAGCCUCCCGCAGCGAGACCGCACAGCAGGGAGGAGACACGCAACCUUACUUUCCUCAGUCUGCAGGCACCCAGCUCGAUCAACCAGCCGCUAAGAAUGCUGCUGCUGACGUGUGGGGUGACACGGCAGGCGCAGGGACUCAUGACGCUGGCAGCUCACACUGUGAGAAUGUGGAGAACUUGGAGUUCACUCAGAACCAGGAGGUUCUACCAAGUGAGCCCCCAAAUUUGGAUGCCUCCUCCCCAGGCGAUCACCCCAGAUAUGCACCUCUUCCCGGGCCCCCGGGCCCCAGGCUCAGUGUCACAGGCCACUCGGUAGGCGGGGGCUCAAACCUCGAGACCCUGGACGCGCCGCUGCACCCCGUGCGGUCUGAUAGCGUGUCGUCUAGUUACAGCAGCAAGAGCCACAGGAGUGCGUCCAGCACAGCCAGGCCCCAGGACCUGGGCACCUUCAUCCAGCAGGAAGUCGGCAAACCCGAGGAGGAGGCUCCCGGGAGCUUUUUUAAGCAAAUCGAUUCUUCUCCUGUGGGAGGCGAGACAGAUGUGACCACCAUGAGCCAGAAUUACCACCACAGCCUGUCCCAGCCCUUGACCCCAAGCCCCCCCAAACCUACAGGGGUCUUUCAGACGAGUGCAAAUAGUUCUUUUGAACCAGUGAGAUCCCACUUAGUUGGAGUCAAACCAAUUGAGGCAGAUCGUGCCAACGUGGUGGGUGAGGUGAGGGGGAGCCAUGCCCACCAGAAGCACAGACCAGCCGCUGCACCGCCCGACGCCUGCCCUGGCAACCUGGAGCAGCCACCAGACAACAUGGAGACCCUCCUGCCACCUCAGGUCUGCCUUCUGCCUCUUCCCUCACCCGCAGAAGCCAGUCACAGGCUCCCGCACCCUGGAGGGCCGCCUUUGGAGACUGUGCCUGCGACACCGGAGAAGAGGCCCUCGACCCGGGCCCAGGGAGCCAUGAAGUGUGAGAGCCCAGCAACGACUCUGUGGGCGCAGAAUGAGCUGCCAGACUUUGGGGGCAACGUCCUGCUGGCCCCUGCCGCUCCUGCACUUCACAUGCCUGGGAAGCCUCAGCCAUCCGAAGUGGUUCAACCUCCAGACAAGGGGGUGUCCGGCCAGCGGGCCCGGCCGCCGGGCUGCCUCGCCCCUCUGCAAGGCGGGGAGGGCAUUGGUGCUUCUGAGAACCUCGAGAACCCUCCCAAGAUGGGGGAAGAGGAGGCCCUUCUGUCACAGGCAAGUUCUGGUUAUGCCAGUCUGUUGUCCUCACCGCCCACUGAAUCUCUGCACAGCCAACCAGUCUUGAUCGCUCAGCCCGAUCAGGGCGCUCACCUGGCUCAGCCCCUUCAUUUUCCCGUGUCCUUGUCCCAUCCCACGGAGAAGACUCCGUCCUGGAGAGAUGCUCGGGUUGGGGACAGAUCUGCCGGGAGCAGCCGGGCCGCGGGGGCUGAUGCUGGAGAAGCCGCGCCUCUGCCUGGGGUUCCAGCCAGCGCUCUCACCUGCUCGCCUCUGUCUCACUGCCUUGCCCAGAGUAACUUCCCACACGUUUCUGCUCUUUCUGAAACGGUUUCCACUCCACCUGCUAAUUUGCUGGUUCAACCACCGUCUCAUCCAGCUCCAAAGAACUUGCUUCCAGGUCAGAAGAGUCCCAGUGCCGAGAGCGCGCUGCCGGAGUUGGUUAGUAGCCCUGCCGGGAGCACAGGCCUCCUGCUGGUGGCGCCCGCAAGCGACGCCUUGGGGCCUCAUAGUAAUAAGGCAGACCCCCCCAGGAAUCAGGAAGAGACUUGGGGAGCCCUAGACUUCACGCUGAAUGGGACUGUGGAGAAGCCUGUGAGAAUGGAUGGCCUGUCCCAUGCCGAUGGCCCCGCUGCUGCUCAGCACCCCACCCCCAGUCAUCCCAGCCCGCCUGGGCCUGGGGCACGUAACCCAGACCAUUUCUACCAACAGGUGACAAAAGGUGCUCCCAACCAGCCUGGCCCCGAGAGAGCCCAGCAGGAGCCAGCUCCUCCCCCACCAGGGCCCACAGCAGCGCCUUUCGAACCCUCAAACCCAGAAAGUCCACCAGCACCAGGGCAGCCCCAGAACUCGGCCCAGCCACCUGCAAGUACGGCUCCCGCUGACCUGGGUCAGCAGCUGCCACCUCGGCCCCCUCAGUCCUCCAGCGCAUCGGCCGUGUCCAGCAGCUCGAGCCAGGCAGCCGUGCCGCCGGGCCAGCAGUGGAUGCCGCCGCAGCCCCUGGACUUGGCGUCCUACUACUAUUACAGACCCCCGUACGACGGCUACCCGGCCCAGUACCCCUCUCCAUAUCCACCAGACCCGGGCACAGCCCCGCUCUACCAGGACGUCUACGGCCUAUACGAUCCCAGGUACAGGCCCUACGAUGGCGCAGCGUCCACCUACGCUGAGAACUACCGCUACCCCGAGCCGGAGCGGCCCAGCUCCCGGGCGAGCCACUGCUCAGACCGGCCAUCUGCCAGGCAGGGGCCUCCUGAGGGCUACUACAGUUCCAAGCGUGGAUGGAGCAGCCAGAGCGAUUACGCCAACUACUACUGCGGCCAGUACGACUACGGAGAUCCGGGCCGCUGGGAUCGGUACUCCUAUGGGUCUGGGUUCAGGGAUCCCCGCCCCUAUGACCGCAGGUAUUGGUAUGACGCGGAAUAUGAGCCGUACAGGAAAGACAGCUACGCCUAUGCUGACAGGCCCGAGAGGUACGACGACCCCUGGAGGUACGACCCUCGCUUCACAGGGAGUUUUGACGACGACCCUGAGCCCCACAGGGACCCCUACGGGGACGACGUGGACCGGCGCAGGUGCACAGCGGAGCACUCGGGGCAGCACUCGCAGCAGAGUCAGGUUUACAGAAGCUGCAAUGUGACCGUGGGGCCUUAUGAGGCCCCGCCGCCGCCAGGCUCCUUCCACGGGGACUAUGCCUACGACGCCUACAUGGGCAAUUUCAGCAGCGCCCAGGGCUUCCCAGAGUACGGCUACCCUGCCGACGCCGGCUGGCCCGCCGUGGAGCAAGCUCCGUCGAGACCCACUUCCCCGGAGAAGUUCUCCGUGCCUCAUGUCUGUGCCCGGUUUGGUCCUGGGGGUCAGCUCAUCCGCGUGAUCCCCAAUCUGCCCUCGGAGGGACAGCCGGCCUUGGUGGAAGUGCACAGCAUGGAGACGCUGCUACAGCACCUGCCGGAGCAGGAGGAGAUGCGCGCCUUCCCGGGACCACUUGGCAAAGACGACACCCAUAAGGUGGACGUUAUUAACUUUGCGCAGAGCAAAGCCACCCAGUGUUUGCAGAAUGAGAGCUUAAUUGACAAAGAGUCCGCAAAUCUCCUCUGGAACUUUAUCAUCCUGUUGUGCAGACAGAACGGGACCGUGGUGGGCACAGACAUUGCCGAGCUGUUGUUACAAGACCACAGGACGGUGUGGCUUCCUGGGAAGUCACCCAACGAGGCCAACCUGAUCGACUUCACCAACGAGGCCGUGGGUCAGGCUGAGGAGGAGGAGGAGUCGGUGGAGGCCCAGCUCUCCUUCCUCACCGACAGCCAGGCCGCCACCAGCUCUCAGGAGAAGGAGACGGAGCGGUUCCGGGAGCUGCUGCUCUAUGGCCGCAAGAAGGAUGCUUUGGAGGCCGCGAUGAAGAACGGCCUGUGGGGUCACGCUCUGCUGCUCGCCAGCAAGAUGGACAGCCGGACACACGCCAGAGUCAUGACCAGAUUCGCCAACAGUCUUCCCAUCAACGACCCUCUGCAGACCGUCUACCAGCUGAUGUCCGGGCGGAUGCCUGCAGCGUCCACGUGCUGCGGCGAUGAGAAGUGGGGAGACUGGAGGCCGCACCUCGCCAUGGUUCUGUCCAACUUGAACAACAACAUGGAUGUGGAGUCCAGGACGAUGGCCACGAUGGGUGACACGCUAGCCUCGAAAGGCCUCUUGGACGCCGCGCACUUCUGCUACCUCAUGGCCGAAGUUGGAUUUGGGGUUUAUACCAAGAAAACCACAAAACUCGUCUUGAUUGGAUCGAACCACAGUUUGCCAUUUUCAAAGUUUGCGACCAAUGAAGCCAUCCAGAGGACAGAGGCCUAUGAGUAUGCACAAUCGCUAGGCACACAGUCCAGCCCCAUGCCCAACUUCCAGGUGUUCAAGUUCAUCUACUCCUGCCGCCUGGCCGACAUGGGGCUGGCCACACAGGCCUUCCACUACUGCGAGGUCAUCGCCAAGGGCAUCCUGCUGCAGCCGCACAGGCACUCGCCCGUGCUCAUCAGCCAGCUGGUCCAGAUCGCUUCCCAGUUACGCCUCUUCGACCCGCAGCUGAGAGAGAGGCCGGAGGAGGAGUCCUUUGUGGAGCCUGCCUGGCUGGUGCAGCUGCAGCGUGUGGAGAGGCAGGUCAAGGAGGGCGCUGUGGUGUGGCGUCAGGACCCGGCCUUCCCCCAGCGCUGUGAGCACUCUGGCCAGGGCGUGUGGCUGCUGCCGUCAGCUCCACCGACGUUCCCCGAGGGAGCGCUGCCCCAGGACCCCCGCGGGAGAGGCUCGCUGGCGGAGCGAAGGGAAGAGGAUCUGGGUGGCAAGUCUGAGAAUGCGGGCUCCCCGAGGAUGCCGCAGGACUCCGAGGCCCCCCCAGUGUGGGGGGGUGCCAGCCUGGGGGCCCUGCAGCCUCCGUCUCGGACGCCCGCUCCCGCAGGGAAGAGCCCGGUGCCAGCAGCCAAGAAAGAGCCCAAGGAGCCUAAGAAGAAUGCCGAGUCCUGGUUCUCGCGCUGGCUGUCUGGGAAGAAGAGGACGGAAGCGUACUUGCCAGACGACAAGAACAAGUCGAUCGUCUGGGACGAGAAGAAGAACCGAUGGGUGGACACCAAUGAGCCGGAGGAGGAGAAGAAGGCUCCGCCCCCACCCCCAGUGUCGCUCCCCAAGGCUCCGCAAGCUGCCGCCCCUGGGCCUGGCGGGCCCCCCAGAGCCUCUGUGAACAUGUUUUCUAGAAAAGCAGCCGGGAGCCGAGCGCGCUAUGUGGACAUCCUCAACCCGGGCGGGUCCCAGCGCACCGACCCGGCGCUUGCCCCCGCGGACCUCUUUGCUCCACUUGCCCCGCUCCCGAUCCCAGCGCAGCUGUUUGAACCAAACCCAGACGCAGAGGGAGCCCCACCUGCAGAAGGGUCUGGCAGGGAAGGGCAGGCGCCAGCUGGGGGUCCAGCCCUUCCAGAACCUUCCUCGGAACCGCAGGUGGUGAGCCCGGCAAACUCGCUCCCUGCUUCUGCACUGGCCCCCUACCCAGUGGACGGUCCCCAGGGGGGAGAGCUUUCGCGCUGUAGCUCAAUGAGCUCACUGUCCCGUGAAGUGAGCCAGCACUUCCACCAGGCUCCCAGUGACCACCCCCCGGCAGAGGCGCCCCCCGGGGCAUCCGUGACCUUCUACAACCCUGCGCAGUUCGCACAGGCCUCGGCCACCUCGGGAAGCGCCAGGCCUGGGAGGAUUGGCCAGAGGAAGUACCCAGUGCUGAGGUAGAUGGCCCUGCUCCGUCAGCACUGGGACCUGAGCUUGCUCUCCACCGACACUCGGCUGACCGCCCGGCUCCCUCCUGUGCCCGAUGGACACGCAGCAGAGUCCUGUGCUCGCACCUCGUGAGGAGGAGCUGCCAGGCGCCCCACAGCUCCCAGGUCCGAGGACAGGAGGGACCUUCGGCCCCCCUUCUACCUAAGAAUGAGUUCAGGAUAAGCCUUUGUAGUCACGUAGGAAUGUCAUGCUGAGCGCAGCCGGACGCCCUUUGCUGCUGGGGAGCUGAGCUGCAGGGACUCGGGCGUCUCGGGCUGACGGCGAGUGGCUGCCAGGUUCGUCCCAGUUCCUCUAAGACGCUGGAGGGAAGAGCAGGCCUGACUGAGCGACCCCGACGCCUGCUCUGCAGCCACGGCCAGCUCCCGCCCCGGCGUCCGCAGCCCUGACAGCAGUCGCUGGCGGUGUGUCUUCACCAGCCUCUGAGGGAAGGCAGAGACGCCGUGGUCAGCGUGGAGCGCUCCUCCCGCAGCAAAGGCGUGUCUGCGGCCCAGCAGGACCACGAGGGUCCCUGCCGCCAGGGGCCUGGCUCUGUCCGCCCGCGAGGGAGAGAGCCAGGGCACAGCCUGGGUUCCGGGUGCCUGGUCCUCGCCGACCAGCCGGUGUGGCUCAGUGAGGCCUGGCUGGGCUCCGGCAGAGCAGCUGUGUGGUGGCCAGCUCUGCGCCAUUCAGCGACGUGCCCUCACCUGGCUGGCACUGUUGGCGACAUCUUGACGAAAGUGGCUUAAAAUACCUUCUUGACAGCAGCUCCUGAAGCUGAUCUCUGCCCCGGGUUCCCCACACGGGCCGGCAGGGCCGACCGGCUGCUCACCGGCCACCUGCCAAGGCUCCUCCCACCGACUCCCUCCAGCUCUGCCUUCAGGCGGUUCUCAGAGCCGCUCCCCUUCUUGUUCCGCCUGAGGGGCUGAGGACGGGUGGAGAUAUUUAUAAAAUCACUAGGAACUAAUUCUGUAGUUCGCCUGGUAUUUUCAAUCUCAGCGGAGGGUCAUGGGAAUGUGGCCUCGGCACAGGUCCUCCGCUUUCCGGGUCACGUGACCGUCUGGGGCGCCCACGGGUGUGAUGGGACCCAUGUUCUUUCGCUGGGAAAGGCCCGGCCUCGCUAGGGUCCCGCGGUCCCUGUCCAGGGGGUGGGGCUCCUGGGGCCUGAGACCUGCUGCCCUCGGCUUCUCCAGCCCCUUGUCCUGUUAGUGACUUGAUUCAAGAAGCUUCCCCGGAGGGGCUAUUUUUCCUAAAUGCAAAUUGUUACACUGCAAAUUGUUAAAUAAAGUAUUUUGCGCUCGGCGCGCACCUGCUUGCUUA
Molecule: messenger RNA, 8436 nt
Organism: Myotis brandtii (Brandt's bat)
Lineage: Eukaryota; Metazoa; Chordata; Mammalia; Chiroptera; Vespertilionidae
Gene: SEC16A
Product: SEC16 homolog A, endoplasmic reticulum export factor
Exons: 32
Coding region: 373-7092 (2239 amino acids)
Biological process (GO): Golgi organization; COPII vesicle coat assembly; autophagy
Cellular component (GO): ER to Golgi transport vesicle membrane; endoplasmic reticulum exit site
Source: RefSeq, a predicted model, not a curated record